GAUCUAGCAUAAAGUUCUAAAAAACGGCCUAAAAACGGUCCGUUAACUAGCUGUUAACGGCCAGUUAAUGGCGAACUUCUGUGUGAAUAAUAAAUAGUCUGGAAACGUUCAGCAAACAGUCAGUAAAUGGGUGACUGUUAACUGACCGUUUUCUGACCAUGGACGUUUUCAGACGAUCUUUAGACCGUGAAACGGCCACACUGAAAACGGCAAGUUAAGGACUUGUUUACUGGGCGUUUUUUGCCGUUUUCAUAACGUUAACGCGCCGUUUUUUGUGUGACCGUUUACUGGAGAUUAACUGGCCGUUUUUUUGGACCUAGGUCAUUUUGCUCGGAGUAAAAUAGCUUUUUAUUUCCGGUAAUAGUGACUGGAAGGCUCGAAUGAAAGUAAUUUCUGAGUUUCGUUGUUCUGUCACCUGUAGGUUCAGUUCCAAAACUGAAGAACUUCUACUAAACUUCGAACUCAGUUAAGUUUCUAUUAUUCGACAUUGUUCGAGUUCCGUAUUGAUACAGAUUCAUUUUCUCAAACUUUUCAUCCAAGAGCUAUUUAUUAUCCAUACUUUAUAUUUGAAUGUUAUUGUUGAGAGCAACACCUGAGUCUGAGUAAGUUUUUCGUGUGAAUCACUGUGUCUUUGGUAAAAAGGUUUUGCAUCUAAUCCAGAUCGAAAUGCAUAGAAAUUGAAACGUUUCAUCUUACGACAUCCCCGACUGUAGAACAUACACAAAAGUUAAUUUUGCAUCCCAAGGCAUCUAAGAGUAGAACAGGUAACGACGCGGCGCUUCGAAGGCAUAAGAAAUCAUUUUUCAUGACCCGGUAUUUCUUCGAUGCAGAACGCCUGCAGUUAUACGGGGUGUGAGUGAACGGCUAAAAGUACGCCGCGUACUCUUUCACAAGGGAACGGGUAGAAUGUAAAUAAAUCAGCCUUAGUAUGGGGUCUGGACCCCGUAUAAAGUUUUGAUACGGGCUCAGAACACCCCUUCUAAAACUUUUUUAAGCUCUUGGGUCAUUUGUAUUGAUAUGUGUAAUUAGCCAUUUACAAUAGAAUUGUUUUACAUAGUUUGUGUAGAAAUGGAAGAAAAUCGUCUUUAGUAGAAAACUUUUUGGAAAUUUCAGAUAUUUCAGGUUUUUUGCCCAAAAGUAAGGUGGUUUUCAGGUUUUCCUAAACAUUUCAGGUAUUUCAGGUGAAAUCACACGCCUGUAAUCAAGAACGAUCCAUCACCACAGCAACAAAUAUCAGAUAUUGUGAAAUCAAACGAUAACAAUAUCUCCAUUGCAGCUGAAUCGAUCGUCUCCCUGUUUACACCGAUGUUUCAAACAUUUAGUGAUCGUCUUACCAGCAUUGAAGACAAAGUGAAUGACCUUGAAAGAUAUAAUCGAACAUGGUGUUUGCGUUUUCACGGCUUUCAUGAAGAAAAAAAUGAAAAUAUCGUUGAAAAAAUUACUUCAUUUACAAAUAAACAACUUGAAUUAAAACUAUCUCCAACAGCUAGUGAGAAUUGUCACCGCAUCGGUCCAUUCAAAAAUGGUCACAACCGUCCGAUCAUUGUACGUUAUUUUAGUCGGCCUACUCGUCAAGAAAUUUUUCGUUCAACAUAUCGAUUAAAACAAAAAAACCCCAAAGUUUUUAUUGUUGAAGAUUUAACAAAAAAAACAUUAGCUUUAUUCCACUCAGCUCGUAACUCAGUUGAGCCAUCUGACAGGAAAAGAAUUGUUACCAGAAAUGGUCAUGUGUGUCGUAAACAAGUCGAUAAUUCAUUGAGAAGAAUAACAGCGCAAGAUAUCGUAGCCAAACACCAGCAGCAACCACCUAUAACUUCUGAAAUUAUUAGUGUAAUACCAUCUGUAACACCAUCUACAAAUAAUAUCCAUGAUUCAGU
This is a messenger RNA of Didymodactylos carnosus, 1877 nucleotides long. NCBI's taxonomy places the organism in Eukaryota, Metazoa, Rotifera, Eurotatoria, Philodinida, Philodinidae. The record is from the annotation of a GenBank genome assembly.